Molecule: messenger RNA, 1365 nt
Organism: Besnoitia besnoiti
Lineage: Eukaryota; Apicomplexa; Conoidasida; Eucoccidiorida; Sarcocystidae
Product: splicing factor U2AF family SnRNP auxilary factor large subunit, RRM domain-containing protein
Exons: 2
Coding region: 1-1365 (454 amino acids)
Cellular component (GO): commitment complex; U2-type prespliceosome; U2AF complex
Molecular function (GO): pre-mRNA 3'-splice site binding; poly-pyrimidine tract binding
Source: RefSeq, a predicted model, not a curated record
AUGGAGGACGGCCGCGGUGCGCCGCCGUACGGGCGUGGUCCGCCGAAUGGGGACAGGUACGGCCGGGAGCCCUGGCGCGGAGACAGGCGCGACCGCGACAGAGCCGAAGGCGGUCGCUACGGGGGCCCGCCGGGGCGCGGGUCGCGGGGCGACCCAGGGUACUACCGCGGUGGAGGGGGAGGCGGCGACUACUUCUAUCGCGGCGGCGAGCGCGACUACUACGGGCGUGGCGGCGGGAACUACCACCCGCCGCCGAGCUACGGAGGCCCGAUGCCGCCGGCGGGUGGAGACAGAGGACCGGGCGGCGCGCCAUACUACGGCGGCGGCUCCACGCACCCGGCGCCGAUGCGCGACCGCGAGAAGCACCGGAGCCGUUCGCGGUCACCUGCGGGGACCGGGCGCGGGGGCGUGGGGAGCCGCGGCGCCCCGCGGCAGCGGCGCAACCGAGACAUAUCGACGUCGCGCGAGAGGUCGCGGUCGCGGGAGCGUCGUCGUCGGCGGAUGCAGGCGGAGUGCAUUCGUCGCGCGGGCGGGUUCCAGAAGCUCGCAGACAGCGAAGGCCACGAGCCGAUUCGUCUCUUCUGGGACGGCUUCCAGUGGGUCGCGAAGACGGGCGCGGCGUCGAACCAGGGCGGGUCGGACGCUGCGACGAUGAACAGCACGCGCAAGCUGCGGCGUCUGUACUUUGGCAACUUGCCGCUGCACCUAGGCUUGACAGAGAGCACCUUCCAAGAGGUCGUCUGGAACGAGAUGAAGGCGCGUGGAUUCUGCAAUGACCCCGAGGCGAACCCCGUGCUCUACGUCUGGUUCGCGAAGGACAAAGGCAACUACGGCUUCGUCGAGUUCUCCUCCGUCGAGGAAACCGAGCGCGCCCUCACGAUGGACGGCAUGCUCUGCAUGGGCAUCCCCCUCAAGGUCUCUCGCCCCAACGACUACUCGACCACCUCCUCUGCGCAGACGCAGGCGAUGAGCGUCAUGGGACAGCAGGCUGCCGCCAUGCUCAUCGGUCAACUCGCCGCGCCCGGAGGCCCUCCCGCAGGAACGACGCGUUUCCUGCGGAUCAUGCAGAUCGUGGAUCCGUCGACUUUGAAGGAGGAAGAGGACUACGAGGAUCUGCUGGAGGACGUGAAGGAGGGCUGCGAGAAGGCGGGCAAGAUUGUGAGCGCGCUGGUGAUUUCUCCGAAGAACAAGGCCUUGACGCCCUUCGAGCUCUGCGAUGUCGUGCUCGAGUACGGUACGCCGCAGGAAGUGGAUGCAUGCAUUGUGGCGAUGGCAGGACGCAAGUAUAUGGGCCGCCCGCUCUCCAUGGUGCGUCUGGAGGAGACGACCUUUCAGCAGUACAUUGCGCCGCUGCUGCACAAGUGA